Microthlaspi erraticum is the source of this 1152-nucleotide messenger RNA. Lineage: Eukaryota; Viridiplantae; Streptophyta; Magnoliopsida; Brassicales; Brassicaceae. The record is from the annotation of a GenBank genome assembly.
AUGUGCAAUGUCUCGAGUUUUGAUCGUGUUGCAGAGUUCGACGGAGAUGAGACGAGAGUGACGACCGGAGUUGCAGACCAGGAGACGGAGAGGAACUCACGAGAACGAAACUUGCCCCUUAUCUUUAGUUCCCGAAUUAAAAUGGGCGGAUCUGAAAUUUCAAGAUCAGAGGAGAGAAGCAGUAUAGGAUUUGUCAAAAUGUUUGAAAAUAAUGUUGUAUUUCCUGGAUUUGCUGUUUGGAUCAAUCAGACAAUUCAAGAACCUCUUAAGGCUGAGUUCAAGAAAUUAAGGAAUGUGAAAGAGUUAAGCUUGGUUAAGUCAGUGUCAGAGAUAGAGACUAUUACUCAUGAUGAUCACAGAAAUGAGGAGAAGUUAGAGAAGCAAGUACAAGCUUGGAGAAAUAAUCCUUCAUGGACAGAUCAACCUCCUAAAGUUCAGGUGAAAACACAAAAUGGUUCGUUUUGCCAUUUAAACGUAGAGUUUAACGUAGGAUUGCCUCCUGAAUCAGUCUACAACAUUUUCACUCAUCCAGACAACAAAAGAUGCUUCAAGAACAUCAAGGAAUGCAUAUCAAGAAAAGUUUUGAUGGAGGAAGGACCAAAUCUGACCGUGGAGGUCAAGCAAGCAGCGGCCUGGAAGUUCCUUUGGUGGUCUGGAACUUUACCUAUACAUCUAAUUGUCCAAGAAAACCGAAAACAUCUCACCUCAAGGUACAAGCAAGAGAGCACAAUGUUCAUGAAAGUGUUUGAGGGUUGUUGGAGAGUGGAGCCAUUGUUUAUAGACGAACAUUUGUGUGAGACAACGAAGCCAAAAACACGAGAAGAUUAUGAUAGCUGUAGCAACGGAAGAGGAAGGAUUGGUUCCAAGGUGAUAAUGGAUCAGAUGUUUCAGCCUUCUGCUAUUCUAACACCACCGCCGAUUUCUUGGUACGUUCGUGGGAUCACCAUUAAUACUACAGAGAGUAUGAUCGAAGAUCUUCGCGCUGAAGCUGCAAGAAUCCGUGGAGGAGGUGGAGGAGGAGGCCAUGAUGAUGAUCAAGGACAAAACGGCGUCGUGUUGGAGAAGAAGAGCAAUGAUCAUGACGACAAUAAGGAGAGAUGGAGAUCAAGGAGGAACAAAGGGAGGAGAUUCACCAUUCAGAGAAGGAUGUAA